AUUCACUCUACAAUUCAAAUAUGCCAACAGUUGGAUCAACGCUGGCUGCUGAGGUGGCAGAGAUCUUGGAUCAAGCCCACAUCCCUCAUCUUCUCUGGGGCUCUUUGGCGAUUGCUCUGGUCGGGCUUAACCGCCAUCCUCUACGACUCGAAUUCAUCGUUCCAGAUGAACAGAUCCAGCCUGCCUCCGAAGUCCUCUAUGAGGCUGGCUUCUGCCUCUGUGCCAAUCCAGGCUGCCCUGACCUUCGCAUCGACCAAUUCUACCCUAUCGCCGACGUGCACUUCCAUCUUGAGGGCAUGACCGAUGAGCACCGCAUCCUCUCCCUCUUCACAAAGUCUAGUGUGGUCUGGUGGCUCCCAGACCUCUCUCUAUCCCACCCCCCCGAGGAUGAUCCCUACUUUAUCCUCUCUACCUCGCCCCGACUCCCAUCACGUCAAAGAUACGGCGCCUCAGGCCCCUGGACCCAUCUAUACCCAAUCCGCCUCCUCAACCCGAAUGCUAUGACUGAGGCUGUCAUCAUGCUUAAUAUCCGGGACCUUUACCAGCCAAAUGGGAUAGAGCAACACUGGCACUAUAUGCUUAUUGACCUGAUGGAGGAGCGUGAGACCCCUGAAGCGAGUGUUAAAAAGACCCUCCCACCGCGUUUGACGUUGUUUUGGGAGAAUUACAACCGUCUCGCUGAGGACUGGGUGAUCAGUCCGCUGGAGAUACUGAAAGAGCUCCGCAGGGAAAUGGUGGCUAAUAAUGAACUGCCGCCGCCGCCGGCGUACAAUGCGUAUGGGUCGAUCGAGGAGGCGAGACUAAACGGGUGUGACCUUUAG
Molecule: messenger RNA, 821 nt
Organism: Aspergillus wentii DTO 134E9
Lineage: Eukaryota; Fungi; Ascomycota; Eurotiomycetes; Eurotiales; Aspergillaceae
Exons: 2
Coding region: 21-821 (266 amino acids)
Source: RefSeq, a predicted model, not a curated record